AUGCAGCGUCCCAUUUGGAUGCUUAACGCUGGCCGUAUAUUGGUGACGGGCUUUUACCGGGCUUUUAUGGAGACCCCUGGGCUGCAGACGAAUAACAGCGGCCACAACCCGAUGAGUAAAGGAGAUGUGGCUUUGAUCAAAACUUUGGUUCCCUUCCUGGACGGGCUGAUCCUGCUCACUGGACUCGUCGGUCAAACCCUGGUGAUGAUUAUUCUUACAGGCAGGAGGAGGAAGGAAAGUCAGCCCCCUCACGGUACCGACACCCUGCUGCUGGCUCUCUGCGCGGCCGACCUGUUGCUGCUGAUCUGCCAGCCCUUCCACACCUCCGCCAUCACCCUGGGCUUCUGGCCAUUCGGCAGCUUCCUCUGCAAAGCCAUCAGCUUCCUGGGGGUUGCCUGUUCCUCGGCCUCCGUGUUCACCCUGGCGGCAUUGGCCGUCACGCGCUACCUCACGGUGGUGCACCCCGCCUGGACCUACCGCGCGAGGAUGAACCGGAGGAUCAAAGUGACGGUGGCUCUGCUCUGGAUCCCGGCCUCUGCGUUGGCGGCGCCACAGUUCGCCUCCCGCACGCUGACGUUUUCCAGCACCGUGUACUGCUUCGCCUUCCUGUCCGACUUCAGCCGGCUGGUCUACAGCGUCGCUCUGUUCCUCUGCGGCUUUGCUCUGCCUUUAGGCGUCAUUGUGUUCAUGUACGGCAGAAUCUACUGCUUUCUUCAGCGCGCGCGGCGGAUGGGUCACGCUCCCCAGCUGGAACGCUACCAACGGCAGGUCACUCACACCUCGGCUCUCCUGGUGCUGGUCUUCACCCUGCUGUGGCUGCCCUCCUACAUCCUCAUGUUCUCCAUCGUCGGAGGAACUCCAGCCAGCUCGCCUGGCUUCAACACCUUCGCCCUCCUGGCCCGGCUCUUAUCCUCCUCGGUGGCUGUCGCCAACCCUUUGCUCUACGGCUUUAUGUCCCAGAAGUUUAGACGAGACUUGGUGGAGCUGGGGAGAGAACGCUGGGCGAGGUGCCGGAGCCGUCUGAUCCGCUGUCCACGCUUGAUGAGCAGGGACACGGUGUGGCCGUUUGAGCACGAAACUACCUCAGAGAGACGUCCAGACUGA
Fundulus heteroclitus (mummichog) is the source of this 1104-nucleotide messenger RNA. Its product is annotated as galanin receptor type 3-like. NCBI's taxonomy places the organism in Eukaryota, Metazoa, Chordata, Actinopteri, Cyprinodontiformes, Fundulidae. The record is from RefSeq and is a predicted model, not a curated record. Gene Ontology annotation, biological process: immune response; G protein-coupled receptor signaling pathway. Gene Ontology annotation, molecular function: G protein-coupled receptor activity. Gene Ontology annotation, cellular component: membrane.